Molecule: messenger RNA, 1722 nt
Organism: Amorphotheca resinae ATCC 22711
Lineage: Eukaryota; Fungi; Ascomycota; Leotiomycetes; Helotiales; Amorphothecaceae
Exons: 8
Coding region: 1-1722 (573 amino acids)
Source: RefSeq, a predicted model, not a curated record
AUGGACGACGAGACCUACAAACCUUCUCGCCACGAAUAUCCUCCUCCCAAGCCCGACUUUCAUCAACAUCCUCCCAGCAAGGACGACACCAGGGAUUUCCUAUUCCUCAAACCCGAAGGUGGCACAUACAAAGUCAGACCCGAGGACCUUCCCUUGGCCUGGUGUACUCUCGCAGACUGUCCUCUUAAUCCUCGUAUCUCUGGAAUUCCACUCCCCAAACCCUCCAAGCUGUAUCGUCCCAUUGGCACGCCAGAUAACCUCGACGGCGCGUCAACAACACCAUCUCGAAGCUCCUCACCUUCUAAUUCUCCUGCAGUUGAGUCGGAAGGCUCCAAAGCAACCGAGUCCAAGAUGGGUAGCCUCAAGGGCAAGAUGAUCUACAACGAGCUUGGUAUCCUGGUUGAGGCUGACAAGCUUGACACACCCAUCGACUCCAAUGUGAUGGGGAUCACUCAUAUGAUUAAGCUGAUUCACGUCAAUUGGCAACACCAUUACAAGCGCAAGACGGACGACAUCAUUGCUGCAUUGUUGAAUGACAAAUCAUCCCUCGCCGUGAAUGAUAAGGCAUUGACCAUCAGUGAGCGAUUGAUAUCUUGGGAGUUCAAGCCAAUUUCUUCGAGAUCAAACGACAACACUCCAGACGGGUUCAAGGUUGCUGUGUAUGGCGGCCUUCCGAGAGUGCUUGACGUUGGUUGUGAUACUGGCGAAUGGUGCUUCACGAUGAAGAAGCAGCAUCCGGACUGGAUUGUCGAGGGUGUUGAUGACGUUGCUCGUUGGACCAAAGACCACACGGAUAUUGAAAUCAAGGACUUCAUGGAUGGUAAACUUUCUGAUGAUAAAUCUCCAGGAGACUACUUCAGCCGCGUUCAUGCCAGCCAGGACAAUCCCGAGUUCACGGUCCGAUCCAUCAAUAGUCUUUUGACCCAUGAGAAUCCAAUCCCACACAACCUCUACGGUAUUGUUCGUGGUAGCAAUAUCUUUGCCAAGGUCAAUAGUUUCAGAGCCUUCUUAGAGGAUGUUCGUUUGAUUCUUCAGCCUGACGGCGUUGUCGAGUUUCUGGAGGUCGAUCCAAGACCGCGGAAGGCCAAGUCCUCCGACGGAGGCCCUAGUCAAGAGGAUCACACCGAUGAUCACACCAGCCGUGCCAUGACUGAUUGGACUGAUAAUAUCGCAGACCGGUUCAAGGCUCCCCUUGAUGAAGAGCUUGCAACAGAUGUUCCGGGUUGGACAGCUCGCAUUGACGAGCGUAUCAAAGCUAGUCUUCAUCCACAAGAUGGCGUUCCAGCUGCUAACCUCAAGUCCUGGGUCGAAGGCGCUGGUUUCUGGGAUGUCAAGCAAGUCAUUGUUAAACUUCCUGUUGGAGGCACUAGUCGUUCCGGACAACUUCUCAAGGACCUCAUCCUUUGGAAGACCUCAAUGGAAGACGAGAUCCCAAGACUCCUCCAGACACUGCCCAAGCUAGAACUCGAAGCCCUCGAAUCAGGAACCUAUUUUUUGAACCUUCACAUCGUGACCGGCCGGAAGCCCCGUCAGCCACGCCUUGGAGACCUGCUCCUCGACGGAUCUCGACAGGAGAUGACCGAAUCCAUGUACGACGCCAUGGCACGUCAUGGUAAUGUUAAAGAGCAACGAAACCAGUGGGAGAGAAACCUCAGAUUCGAUCUCGCUGGUAAGCUGACGGAUAUGAUGGAUAAGCUUCAGCCCUUCCAUUCAUCUCCCUAA